AUGCGUCGAAAGGACUUUGUCGAUGAAUUCGAGCCGAAGAGGUUGAGGAAUUGGCAGGUGCCAAAGUGGUAUCCGGAUGCGCCGAUCCCGAGAGCCGGAAAGACCGUCGUCGUUUCGAACGAUCGAGGACAUCUUCUGCCUGGUAUACCGCGAUCGCAGGAUAAUCCAUGGGGCAAUUAUGUGAACACUUGGAAUCUUCCCAAGAAGAUCACCAGAGAAAUAGCAAACCAAUUGAGCGCUCCCAACAAGAUCCACGUGGACAGCUACAGGUAUCGCGUUAAGCAGUACGAGAAGAAGAAGGAUUACGCGCGGAAGCAUAAGGGAUUCGAUGGAGGAGACGCGAUCAGCGUAUCCGGUGAUUCGGUGAAGGAGGAACAUAGAAGUGAAAAGGAUUGCGGAUGUUGCGGUCUGUGCUGCAUGUGUCUGGCCAAAUGCAAGGCGCAAAAGGCUGAAACUAGGAAAAGCAACGAGGAGCAACUCGAAAAGAUCGUCGACGAGUUAGCGUCCAUGCAAGACGAGCAGGUUCCACUGAAAGACAAACCGCCCCGUUGUCCCAUCCACGAUAAAUCCCCCUAUAAUGCUAAUUAUUGUUUUUGUGUUGGGAUACAAAGUUGGAUUUGUUGUAUUAAUCUGUAUUCUGAAUUUGUUUGUAUUUUUGAAUGCUGCAAGGAUCUUAGCUACAUUCCUGGGGCUUUGACGGACGAGCGGCAUCGCUUGGAAAGCCACUACGGAUUGCAGCAGAGCCUGAGGAGGUGCGACGAGGAUAAGACUUCCGGAAGAGGUUUUCCGGUUUACAGGGAGUGCUUCGGAAGUACUAUCGGAUCGGAAGAUAAGGAAGUGAUCAGGGAGAUGCCGAAACUGGAUAAGGUGUACCUGGAGGCGGCCACGAACUUCGAGUUGGCCCGGGAGUUGCACAAAGUGAAUCUGGAGCACGAGCCGCUCCCGGACACGGUGCCCAACUAUUACUUCAGGAAGAUGCAGAUGGAACAUCCGGACAAGCAUCCCGGAUUAGCUAUCAAGGGGAAGAACUAUGCGGCAGCUGUAGGGUAUAAACCGCACAGCGGAUACGCUCCGAAUAGAUGCACCAAGAUGAAGGUGUUCAGACCGAAGACGUCGAGCACGGAGGCUAGCGAGGUGGAGAGCGUUAAUCUGUUCGAUAAGAAGUGGAGGUUCAUCAAGCAGAACAAGGUUAGACCAAUCGAUCUGGCGAUACGCUGGGAUAUGAGUCCGGCGAAUCCCGGAGACGAGCCGCGACGGCCCAAACAUAUAGAUGGUUCGAACGGAUCGCAAGCGCCGGCAGUCUUCUCCAUGGUUCACACGCCGAAGACGGGACAAGCGGAGGAGAUUUCUGGGAAUGCAGAGCCGCUGUUCGAGCGGCCCAAAACCACUCCGGUGACGAGGAAGGAGCAGGAGAUUUUAGGUGACAAGAAGUGCUGCAUGAAUAGGCUGUGCGUGGCGUGCGAGCUUAAAGAUCUGCCUGUACCUAGAAGACCCAAGGAGGAGUACAAGAUGGCCUUUAAAGCGGGUACUCCAAAUACGAGGAGCUCGGAGGGUUCGCAGAUCUACGUGAAGGUGCCCAAACAGAAGGAGCCUUACGGAAAAAGGUCGUACACCAUUAAGAGUCUGAACGCUCCGUUCAGCCUGAAGAAGGAUAGACGCGAAGAUUACCCGGAUCAUUGGAGGUUGGCGAGCGUCUAUCAGCAUUCCUACAAACCCAUUCAUCUGCGAAAGAAGAGUCUCCUGCAGAGCGUCUUUCAAUAGAACGAUUUGUCCGAAUACGAAGAGAUAGAGAGACACGCGAUUAAUAAUAAAUAGGAUGGAAUGCGUGUAAGUCACGGCCAGUGCACUUGGCAUCUGCUGUCGAAGAGGCGAUCCCAGCAAUCUCCGCGCUCGAGUCCGUUUUAUUAAUAUUAAUUAUAGGAUUUCGCCUUUCUUCCAUUCCUGCAUUAACCGAUUCUACUUUUACUUUUGAAAUUCCGAGCGUUUCGUUCCUCUCGCGCAAAUUGUUACCUUUUCUUCUAUUUCUUUCUCUCUGGUCCAUCGCCGUGGAACUCGAAUCAGACCAUGCGAGUAGUACACUCCGCACGAAUCUAGGUUGCAACGGAGCGUUAAUAACAAAAGACACUCGCUGAUUGAGGAUCCGUUACAAUCUUAUCCACGGACGAGAUGAUCAUC
Nicrophorus vespilloides is the source of this 2175-nucleotide messenger RNA. RefSeq lists its product as uncharacterized. Gene Ontology annotation, biological process: cilium organization. Lineage: Eukaryota; Metazoa; Arthropoda; Insecta; Coleoptera; Silphidae. Gene Ontology annotation, cellular component: ciliary basal body. Bases 1 to 1761 code for a protein of 586 amino acids. The transcript is spliced from 6 exons. The record is from RefSeq and is a predicted model, not a curated record.